AUGCAGCUGAGUUAUCUCGCCCAGCUGGGCAUUAUCUCGCUGGAGCACCCGGAGGGGGCCAGCCGGACCGGACAUCAGGAGGACUUCGACACUUGGUUCCAAGGACGGCUAUGUGAGGGCGCGCUCGGAAAGCAGUUUCCGCAGACCUGCCAGAGUGUGGUGGAGGUUGCUUGCUCGUGGAGGCGGCGUUUUCCACCUCCGCUUUGGGCACGGCUCGCAAGGGAUAACUGCUCGACCCUGCUCAAGGAAGCCCGCGAGGCUGUGCCAACUAUCGCCUUCGUGCAAGACUGCCUGGCCGAGCUUGAUCCAGCCGAUGGGCCAAUCACCAUUGUGGAUUUGUGCUCUGGCCUGGGGUUUCUCGGGAUGUUCCUUGCGGAGCUGCUACCAGCUGAGCGAGUGCAUGGCUGCGUUCUGGUUGAUCAAGCGUGGCCACUGAAAGGAGGUGCCCCCCAGGCACCACAGCAAAGCAAGAAGCAUCGCACACAACUGAACUGGGACCACAUAUACAAUCUUACUUGGCCAGUUCCACUGGUGACUCGCAGAUCUGAUCUGAAACUUCCCUCGACCCAAGUGCAGAUCCUCUCUCGCAUCCUUGAACCUGCACCCGGGCCAGUGGUCGUGCUUGGCAUCCACCUUUGCGGUAUCUUGGCAAUUCGAGCUGUGGAAACCUUCAACGCCGGGCCGAAGUGUGUUGCGUUUGCUUUGAAGCCUUGCUGCCUUCCGCCACUGCAGUAUGCGAAGAGCCGGACUCGUUGGACUCUUGGCACCCACACGUUUGGAGCUGCUGAGGUCUGCGCGUGGGGCAAGUACAACAAGAACGUGUGGAACGGGCCUGCCAAGGCCACAUUGGCACCUCGCUUUCGCAUGUGGUCGAGCAACCUAUUUCGGGGACUGUUGGCAGAGAGCAAGGAGUGCUUGCAUGUGGAACUGGUGGAGGGCCACUACCAGGAUACUUACCUCUUCGGCCGGCGGCGGUUUUCGGCUCAGAGCCCCACGCCGCCCGAGAUUUUCUCGGAGGCAUCCCCAGAGCAAGUUGCAAGACGGAUCCUUGAAGCUAGCGAGGCUCACGAGGUGUUGGGCGUGCCGACAGACGUCUCGAUCCGUCAGCUGCGGCGCCGCUGGACCACGCUGGCGCACGCCCUCAAAAGCGACAAGCCCGAGUGUGCUGCGGCAUUCCAGAAGAUCAAGGAUGCCUUUGAUCAGAUACGGAGCCUUCGCAGACUCUGCCCUGAAGAUGAAGGAGACGAAAAAGGAUCCAAGCUGGCUUCUCCCCUGCCUGGGCUGCAUCAGUUGCGUCAUGAGGGCAUGCCUGCUUGGCAUUCUCGUGCUGAUAGUCAUGCGUAG
Messenger RNA from Symbiodinium natans, 1344 nucleotides. The record is from the annotation of a GenBank genome assembly. Lineage: Eukaryota; Dinophyceae; Suessiales; Symbiodiniaceae.